UACAGUCAACUUCUGAAAGACAUGCAGUACACACAAGGUGGUCCAUUGCUGGACAUCACUAUGGAGUUAGGUGAACUGGAGGAAGUUCAUCUGCCACACUGUGUCUGUUUAGGGACCAACCCUUCCCGGUGGAAUGAGAUGAAGAUUCUUCAUGUAGAGGAACAUGGAGUGUCUUUAGAGGAAGUGCAUGAGGUCACCAGAUUCCAUGCUAAGAUURUCCAUCCCAAGUUCUCAGCUAUCUCUCUGAUACUGAGAUUACUGUCUUGGAACGUACAUGUCCACUGUGAGCUGAUGCUCUAUCUGACAGUGAUGAAGGACAUAAAUAAACUAAUUCCACGCCUGUACCUGUUCCCCAGUGACCCCGGCCAGAUACAGGCUGUGGAACAACAAGAAUCAAAGUUUCAAGGGUCUAAAAGGAUUCCCAUCACAAGACCAGAGCAGUCCUUCAAACUGAAUAAUUUCUUCAGACUGAACAUUCCCUGUUCUACCUCCAUCACUCCACAG
Messenger RNA from Salvelinus sp. IW2-2015, 504 nucleotides. NCBI's taxonomy places the organism in Eukaryota, Metazoa, Chordata, Actinopteri, Salmoniformes, Salmonidae. The record is from RefSeq and is a predicted model, not a curated record.